This is a messenger RNA of Paramecium octaurelia, 327 nucleotides long. The record is from the annotation of a GenBank genome assembly. NCBI's taxonomy places the organism in Eukaryota, Ciliophora, Oligohymenophorea, Peniculida, Parameciidae.
AAAAAAUUAAACAUCACUCAUAUAAUUAUGAACACCAAACUUUAAAAUAAGGGAGGCUAUUACGUCCUAGAAAAAGCUUAGAAGAAAUAAACCAAGCAAACAAGGUAACCAAAAUAAACUCAAACCCAAAAAAAAUCAUUUAAACCUUUUGAAGGAAAAGGAAUAAAAAUGAGUAAUGAUUAAAACCACUAUAACUGGAUUUGCAAACAAUGUGGAUUUAUUAAUUAAGAAAAUACCGACAUUUGUUGCAAGAACUGCCAAUUUUAGAAAUGAGUUUUCUAUAUAAUUUGUUAAAGAAUAUAAUUUAACAUUACCCAUCAACAGUCU